CAAAAGAAACAAAGUUCAACAAGUAGAAAUCAGAUUAAUGAACGUAUAGUACAAGAAGAUGAAGUAAGCUAUUUAAUGCCUGAGAGUGACCUUGAUUCAAGCAUGCUGAUAGAAAUUGAUGAUGACAGAGGUGAAAGCCUUAUCUACGAAAUUGGUAACCUUGAAGAACUUGUAACAACAUAUUUUGUAAAUAAUGAAGAGAAUGAGCACAUUGAAUUUUUAGCUAUAAUUGAACUAAAUAGUGAAUUUAUUAAAGAAGCUUUAUUAAAUAAAAUAAAUUCAAAUAAUGCCAAUAGUCAAA
Messenger RNA from Racocetra fulgida, 301 nucleotides. NCBI's taxonomy places the organism in Eukaryota, Fungi, Glomeromycota, Glomeromycetes, Diversisporales, Gigasporaceae. The record is from the annotation of a GenBank genome assembly.